UCUGAGUCUCAGAAAAAGCUGAUGAAGUAUAGUGGAGAAUCUGGAGAUCCAUAAGCAACCCAAGUUUCCGACCUGAUCAAUCUCAGUGAACAUGGCUGCUGCUAUCAGUUAUGUGGUUGGAUCUCUUGUUUGGAUGGAGGAUCCUGAUGAAGCCUGGAUAGAUGGUGAAGUUGUGAAGGUUGAUGGUGAAGAAAUUAAAGUCCUCUGCACUUCGGGGAAGACGGUUGUUGUUAAAGCUUCCAAAGUCUAUCCCAAAGACCCUGAAGCUCCACCAUGUGGAGUGGAUGAUAUGACAAAGCUGGCUUAUUUGCAUGAACCAGGAGUCCUUGACAAUCUAAGAUCAAGAUAUGAUAUCAAUGAGAUAUACACAUACGCAGGGAAUAUAUUGAUUGCUGUGAAUCCUUUUACAAGACUACCUCAUCUUUAUGAUAGCCAUAUGAUGGCACAAUAUAAAGGGGCAGCCUUCGUUGAGCUGAGUCCACAUCCUUUUGCUGUUGCAGAUGAUGCACACAGACUUAUGAUCAAUGGGGGAAAAAGUCAGUCAAUAUUGGUUAGUGGUGAAAGUGGGGCUGGUAAAACAGAAACCAUAAAAUUACUCUUAGGUUAUCUUGCUUACAAGGGAGGGAGAGCUGCUGCUACUGAUCAGAAGGUGACUGUGGAGCAGCGAGUCCUGGAGUCCAUUCCUGUCCUGAAAGCAUUCGGUAAUGCAAAGACUUUUAGAAACAAUAACUCGAGUCGUUUUGGUAAGCUCAUGGAGAUUCAAUUUGACAAGGAGGGGAGAAUUUCUGGUGCAACUGUCAAAACUUAUUUGCUGGAAAGAUCACGUGUUUGCAACGUGUCUGAUCCUGAGAGAAAUUAUCACUGUUUCUACAUGCUUUGUGCUGCAUCACCCAAGGAUGUUCAGAGGUUCAAAUUGGAAAACCCUAGAGCAUUUCAUUAUCUGAAUCAAUCAAAAUGCUAUGAGUUGGAUGGGGUUGAUGAUUCAAAGGAAUUUAGUGCAACAAGGAGGGCAAUGGAAGUUGUUGGAAUAAGUGAUGAUGACCAGGAUGCAAUAUUUCGAGUUGUGGCUGCAAUUCUGCAUCUUGGGAACGUUGAAUUUGCAAAAGGGAAUUCGAAGGAAACAGACUCAUCCAUACCCAAAGAUGAAAAAUCUUGGUUCCAUCUAAGAACUGCUGCUGAGCUUUUCAUGUGUGAUGCACAGGCACUAGAAGAUUCUCUUUGCAAACGUGUAAUUGCAACCCCUAAAGAAACCAUAACAAAAUAUCUGGAUCCAGAAUCUGCAGCUGUCAGUAGAGAUGCUUUGGCUAAAACUGUCUAUGCGAAGUUGUUUGACUGGCUUGUGGAUAAGAUUAAUAGUUCAAUUGGUCAAGACCCUGAGUCAAAGAGCUUAAUUGGGGUGCUGGAUAUAUAUGGUUUUGAGAAUUUCAAGACAAACAGUUUUGAGCAAUUUUGCAUCAAUCUCACAAACGAAAAGUUUCAGCAGCAUGUGGUCAAAAUGGAGGAAGAAGAAUAUACAAAAGAGGGAUUUGAUUGGAGUCACAUUAAAUUUGUUGAUAAUCAAGACAUUCUUGAUCUCAUGGAAAAGAAACCAGACGGCAGCAUUAUUGCUCUUCUGGAUGAAGCUUGUAUCUUUCCAAAAGCAACACAUGAAACAUUUGCCCAAAAGCUUUAUCAAACAUUCCAAAAUCAUCAAUGCUUCACCAAGACAAAGUUUUCGCGUAGUGACUUCACAAUUCGCCAUUACGCUGGCAACGUCACUUAUCAAACAGAACUGUUCCUGGACAUGAACAACGACUAUGUUGUUGCUGAACAUCAGGCGCUCUUGAGGGCUUCCACAUGCCCAUUUUUGGCGGGUUUAUUUCCGCUUUCAGCUGAGGAUUCAUCCAAAUCAUCAAAGUUCUCUUCAAUUGGUUCACGGUUUAAGCAACAAUUGCAAUCGCUGUUUGAAACUCUCAGAACGACUGAGCCGCAUUACAUACGUUGUGUAAAACCCAAUAAUCUUCUUAAGCCAUCAAUCUUUGAGAAUGAAAAUGUUCUCCAACAACUUCGUUGUGGGAGAGUCAUGGAGGCAAUUAGGAUACGUUGUGCUGGAUUUCCCACUAGAAAACCCUUUGUUGAAUUUGUAGACAGAUUUGGCCUCCUUGCACCUGAAGUUUUGGAUGGGAGUUCUGAUGAGGUCAUUGCUUGCAAGAGGAUUCUAGAGAAGGUGGGAAUUAAAGACUAUCAGAUUGGUAAAACAAAAGUUUUCCUUAGGGCUGGUCAGAUGGCAGAACUAGAUGCCCAUAGGAGUGAGGUCUUAGGAAGAUCAGCUAGCAUUAUUCAGAGGAAAGUCCGUUCUUAUUUGGCCCGCAAAAGUUUUGUCUUGCUCCGGUGGUCUGUUAUACAAAUUCAAGCUGCAUUAAGAGGACAACUUACUCGGCAAAUUUAUGAGGGCAUGCGAAGAGAAGCUUCUUCUCUGAUGAUCCAGAGAGACUUGCGGAUGUUUCUUGCUAGGAAAGCUUACAAAGAUUUGGAUUCCUCUGCUGUUUCUAUUCAGACAGGAAUGCGUGGAAUGGCUGCUUGUAUUGAGCUACGCUUCAGAAGGCAGACUAGAGCUGCAAUUAUUCUUCAGAGCCGGUGUCGCAUGUACUUGGCACGGCUACUUUAUAUGAAGAUAAAGAAAGCAGCAAGCACGACACAGUGUGCAUGGAGAGGAAGAGUUGCUCGAAAAGAACUACAGAGGCUUAAGAUGGCUGCAAGGGAAGUUGGUGCUCUCCAAGAUGCUAAAAAUAAAUUGGAAAAGGAAGUUGAAGAACUGACAUCUAGAUUACAGCAGGAGAAACGCAUGAGAGCUGACAUGGAAGAAUCUAAAACACAAGAAAUCAAAGUACUACAGUUUUCUUUGCAAGAGAUGCAGCUUCAGCUUGAGGAAAAUAAAGCAAUGUUUGAGAAGGAACGCGAUCAGGCUGCAAAAAGGGCAGCAGAAAGGCUUACCAGUGAAAAAGAAAUGCUCAUGGUCACGGUUAGUUCACUGGAAAUGAAAAUUGAUGAAAUGGAGAAAAAAUAUGAGGCAAACAAAACUAGCGAACAGAGGUUGUUGAAGCAAAGUUCGGACGAAAUAAUUGAGCUAAAGACUGCCAUUCGGAGGCUUGAGUCUGAAUAUAAACUUCUUCGGCAGCAAGGCUUGAUAACACCUGUAAAAGAGAUAUCACAACGUCCACCAACUCCUGAAACUGAGGAGAAUGUUGAUGCUCUUAUUCGUUGUGUUACGAAAAACAUUGGGUUCAACCACGGGACACCUGUUGCAGCAUUUACAAUCUACAAGUGUCUUCUCCACUGGAAAUCUUUUGAAGCCGAAAGGACUAGCGUAUUUGAUCGUCUCAUCCAGAUGAUAGGCUCUGCCAUCGAGGAUCAAGAUAGCAAUAUUCACAUGUCUUAUUGGUUAUCAAAUACAUCUACUUUAUUAAUCUUAAUGCAAAGAAAUCUGAAAGGUUUUGGCGUGAGUGGUGCAACUCCACAUCGAAGACCACCCCCUCAAGUAUCCCUCGUGGGGAGGAUGACUAUGGGUUUUCGCUCAUCCCCUUCUCCGCCCAAUCUUCCUGUCACUUCACGUCAUUUAGUACGGCAAGUAGAAGCCAAAUACCCAGCUUUGCUUUUCAAGCAGCAGCUCACGGCCCUUGUGGAGAAGAUAUAUGGAACCAUUCGAGACAACUUGAAGAAGCAGGAGUUGGCAUCUUUGCUUUCCUUAUGUAUCCAGGUGCCAAGAAAAACAAAGGGAAUACUAAGAUCUGGACAGUCCUGUGGGAAAGAUUCUCCAAGUACUUAUUGGCAGAGCAUUAUUGAAAGCCUCAACAUUCUCCUCAAUACACUGAAAGAAACUUUUGUGCCUCCAAUUCUUGUUCAGAAGAUCUUCACUCAAACUUUCUCAUAUAUCAACUUACAACUCUUUAAUAGCCUUCUUCUGCGUCGCGAGUGUUGUACAUUCAGCAAUGGGGAAUAUUUGAAAGCUGGGUUAGCUGAGUUGGAGCUAUGGUACUGCCAAGCGAAAGAACAGCAUGCAGGCUCCUCGUGGGAUGAACUUAAGCACAUAAGACAAGCAGUUGGGUUCUUGGUCAUACAUCAAAAGUACAGAAUGUCCUACGAUGAAAUUAACAAUGACCUCUGCCCUAUCCUAAGUGUUCAGCAGCUGUAUAGAUUGAGUACUUUCUUCUGGGAUGACAAAUAUAAUACUCGAAGUGUGUCUCCAGAUGUCCUUUCCAGCAUGAGGGUACUUAUGACGGAGGACUCUAACGAUGCAGAGAGCAACCUCUUGUUGGAUGACGAUUCCAGCAUACCCUUCUCAGUUGACGACCUCUCUACUUCUCUGCAUGAGAAGGAUUUCUCUGAUGUCAGACCGGCAGAUGAACUUCUUGAGAAUACAGCCUUCCAAUUCUUGAGAAUAUCAACUUCUUGAGCGUGCAUUCAGAUUCCACGCCCCCACAGUAAAAUUAUUCUCUUGUCAAUUUAUUUUAGCAUUUAAAUUGUACAAUUUGAUUAGCAUAUAUUGGAGUACAAUGUGAUUAAAACUUCCAAAUAAUUGAUUUUUUGUUCAAUUUGUACUUAUAUUGGUGAGACAAUUAAUGUUGUGCACAUCUUAA
Messenger RNA from Alnus glutinosa, 4616 nucleotides. Its product is annotated as myosin-6-like. The record is from RefSeq and is a predicted model, not a curated record. The transcript is spliced from 37 exons. Gene Ontology annotation, biological process: actin filament organization; vesicle transport along actin filament. Gene Ontology annotation, molecular function: actin filament binding; ATP binding; microfilament motor activity. NCBI's taxonomy places the organism in Eukaryota, Viridiplantae, Streptophyta, Magnoliopsida, Fagales, Betulaceae. The coding region runs from base 92 to 4432 and encodes 1446 amino acids. Gene Ontology annotation, cellular component: cytoplasm; myosin complex; vesicle.